AUGAUGGGGCUAACACAUUUAUUCCUGACUGAGAGGUGCGUAGGACAAAGCACUGGAGGAAAGUCUGGAAGCUACAUACUUUUGCAGGGAAUCAAAGUGUAUUUUACUCCUUCCCACGCAAAUCAAACUUUAUUUUUAGUUCAAUCAGCGUUUUAUUAAUCGCUGCAGCAAAAUUAAUUGCUACUACUCAGUUUUAAGGUGGUGGGAUGCAGUUUUAAUUAGCGCCCCUCCCCCCCCCGGUUUUUAUGUUUUUGGUGGAAUUUUGUACAUCACUUGGAAUGGUAGUUGUGUCCUGAACUCAUGAUUUAUUUAACAACUAAGUAUUGCAUUUUCUUGGGUGGGUAACAAUUCCUCAGCAGUGAUCUCUGCUGUCUGGUUUUUAAAAGGCAAGGUUUCUAGUCCUUAAAGCUGUGUUUGAAAGUAUAAUAGCAACACACUGUGAAAUCUCGGAAACUCGAAGAGAGAGCCAAGUAAGAUUUUUGGAAGUCAGUGGGUAGAACCUCAGAUAAAACUAUGAAAAUUUGAAAAUAUAGACAGAUUUUCUUAAGGGGCAUGGUUUAUGCUUUUGUCCCUCCCCAUGUCCUAAUUCUGGGCUUCCCGGGGACACCAGGUUGGCCACUGCGUAGGAAAGAGGAUGCCAGACUAGAUCGACUCUGUGGUCUGAUGGUGCAGAGAGGACCCUGCUCAUGUUCUCUUUCAACUGUGCAGCUCAAAGCCAAACGUGCAGAAGAUGCUGCUGAUGCAGAAAGGUACAAUAUGGCCUGGGAUUGUCGUGAUCCCCUGGACUGAACCAUCUGCAGAUGGCAGAUCUCUUGCCUGUGCAAGAUGCCUGGACCCCUCCAUCAGAUGCAUGACAACCCAAGUCAUGAUGUGCCACAGGUAG
Molecule: messenger RNA, 883 nt
Organism: Podarcis lilfordi (Lilford's wall lizard)
Lineage: Eukaryota; Metazoa; Chordata; Lepidosauria; Squamata; Lacertidae
Source: the annotation of a GenBank genome assembly